Messenger RNA from Ictalurus punctatus (channel catfish), 4123 nucleotides. It is a transcript of the gene cfap97, whose product is annotated as cilia and flagella associated protein 97. NCBI's taxonomy places the organism in Eukaryota, Metazoa, Chordata, Actinopteri, Siluriformes, Ictaluridae. Gene Ontology annotation, biological process: spermatogenesis. The transcript has 5 exons. Bases 1416 to 2885 code for a protein of 489 amino acids. The record is from RefSeq and is a predicted model, not a curated record.
GAAUUGCUAAUCCUAGAGGUUCACAUACUUUCGCCACUCACAGAUAUGUAACAGUUGAUCAUUUUCCUCAAUAAGUAAAUGAGAAUGUCUCAUUUGUUGAAUAUCUUUUAGGACAUCUGAUGGUUUCAGGUCAUAUUUAUGCAGAUAUGUAGAAUAUAUAUGUAGAAUGGUCUUUAAUGUACAACACGUGACACUUAGUUCGCAUAUCAAACUUAAGGCGUGUCAAUGAAAAGUAUUUUAGUGCACCUGUUCACAUUUUUAAACCGCUUUAUCCACUAUCUGUCUCCUUAAAGUGUUUUGUACAUUUUGAGCUUUUUGAAAGUCGCUCUCAAUGAGCGAGUCUGAAUGUAAAUGACAUGACGCAAGUGUAAGGGCUAGCUAAGGCUCAUAACAUAACAUAAGCAUUCAUAAAUUUGAGCCGUGAGGUCGCUAAUACCGAUAAUACCACAGCGUCGACCGAUUCCGGAUUCUGAUUGGUCGAAAGGUAUCGAUUUAUUUUCUAUAACGGCAGCUCUGACAAUAGUGCCGGCUAAUUCUUCUCACGUGUUUAUAUUAAUGCCGUUGUUCUCUACAGGACUUGUAUGAUGGAUGAUCUACGUAACCGAAGGCUAAUAAUAAAUGGAUUUUAACACACACAAAAAAACAUUUUAUUAUUUAACAAAGAAAAUACCAAUCAAGAGUAUGGUGAUGCUUUUUAGACGGAGUUGCUGCUGUUGUUUUUUUAACAUUUAUGGAAGGAGUCUCCAGUGUCAGCGCUUUGUAACAGUCGGAGCUAAAGCUGUAACUUUUCCCACAUUUUCAGGACAGAAGAGUUUACACUUUAUGCGUUCUCGGUAACAUGGCCAACUUUAUUUUGUUAUUUAUUUAUUUAUUUAUUAUUUUUUAAAUGAUUAUUAAUUCAAGAAAGAAAAUAAAGAGAGGCUGGUGAGGGAACGACUGUUUAUAGCUGCUAUAAUGUUCUGUACGACAUGGAUUGUUUUUAUUCUUUACUCUAGUUCGCUUACCAGUUAUUAUAUUAUGAGUUUGAAGUGUGACAAAGGGUUGAGAAAGCUUAAAUAAAGUUUAUAAACAGUAUAUAUAGUACGCUCUCUUUCCGGGUUUGUUUUGAUGCGCCCCCUGCUGGACGCUUCCGCAUUAAAUUCAAAUAAAUUAAAUUUAAAUGGAACGGCACAGCGGUUGCGGAAGUGACGUGGCUUAGUUACCGUCGCUAAGCAAACCCACUCCGUAUCCACUACAUAGCAAGCGGUCGCGUGUCUAGUGAGCAGCGUUUUGGCUCCGAGUCGUUUUCACACGCAGACCCCAGCGGAAAUGGUGUAUUGUUGCGUUUCCUCACCGAGGCUGCGGGUUCGUUUGUCCAAGUUUCAGCUUUAAAGAAGGUGAAGGAGGGCUCAUCUGAAAGAAAAAAGAAGAUAACGAUGUACAGCCCAAAAGAGCUUGAAGGGGAGGUAGAUCAUUCGUUCUUCGACAGUGACUGCGAUGUGAGCAGCACCAAGCCAGAAAACCCUGUCUUCCAGAGGAAGGGGAAUGGAAGCCACACCGAUGAGAAGCUUCCCAGUCAAAUCGAGGGAGAGGUCGAGGCGUGUGGAAGCUUGAAGAUGGAAAAUAAAGAGACUGGGUAUGGAGUAGGAACGUUGGAGAAAGAGAUGUCCGGACUUGAGCUUCAGAGCGGGUUGGUUGUGAAGGAUGGUUCUGAAUGUAAGGAGGACAUCGAAAUCAGAAAAGAAGAAGUUGCUUAUCAGGAGAGUGAAAAGGAACAAGCCAAGGAAAGAGAAGAUCCUCUUAAAAAAGAAGAGGCGGCAUGUGGGAAAGAGGACUCCGACACCUCAUCCAGGAAAUCCUCACCACUUCCUCGUUCUGACAUGUCCGAUUCGAGCCACGGCAGCCAAUCGGAUGACUCGUCCAGCAUCUGCUGCUCUUCCUCCUCGUCGGCGGCCGAGGAAGACGAUACUGUUUUUAAAAACGAGGACGAUGGCUACAGACGGAGUGAACCCGCCAAAAAGUCCACAGGUAAAUUCCGCAACCGGAGCCAUAGCCACCCGUCGUCAUCCAGCAAUGGAGAGAGAAGCUCCACCCCCUUGGGCAAGCACUCCAAGACUCGGUCAACCUCGUCACCACGGCGACAACCACGACCGGGAUCAGCCAAUCGGAAGCAAAGGCCCAAAACCAUGGAAACAGCCGAUUCCGAUGAUACGGUGACCGACGUUACUCCUCUGUCCUCUCCAGACGUUAGUCCCCAACAGUCGUUUGACCUGGCCCCGCCCACUUCCACAGAAUCAACCCUACCUGUCCCACCUACUGACGCCUUGGAAACUGUUGAUGGAAAGCAGCUGGAUGUGAAUAUGGAUGGAGAGGAACCAUCCGCCAUGCCGAGCGCAGGCAGGCUUCUGGACAGGGUGUUGCUCGUCUCCACUCCCGGCAACACCUCCGUCAGCAGCCUCAGGAGCACUGCAAGUCAGCGCCAUAAGAACUACACCUUUACCAGCGACGAGGUGCGACGCAUCGAUCGUGAGAACCAGCGGCUCCUGCACGAGCUCUCGCGCUCCACCAUGCGUUCUUCCUCUCGCCCCACCCACCGCUCAUCCGCAACGCCCUUCCGGCUUUAUCACAGCGCCCUCAACAGGCAGCGUGAGCAACAGCGCAUCCAGCGAGAGAACCUGGCCUUUCUAAAGCGUUUGGAGUCAGUAAAGGCGACUCCAGGAAUGAACCGAUUAGAACAGCUAACAGACUACCAGCGCCAAGCCGGGUACCUUGGAAUACCUACACCCCUCAUUAGAUCUACAUCAGGACGAGCUUCCAGAACCUGCAGUUCAACCAGUCCUCACAGAACCAGACCUGAGACCACGAAACCCACCAGAACCACAGCUCCACGACCGGCCUGGUCCUGAUCCGAACCCUCAGCUCUGUCCCAUGCGAGACCGCUCAAAUGCUUCCUGCAAUGCAGCACCUCACAUCUGGGUCGUGGUGAGCCGUGUUUCUGACGGACCUCUCGACCAGGUGAUCGGCUAGUUAUAUGUCGUUGUGUCUUCUUAAAUUUAUUUAUUUAUUAUUAAAAGUAUGUUGACGGGUUAACAGAAGUGGUUGGUAGAGAAGAGACCUCAAUGAUGAACUUAAUCCUCGCACAUAAACUCGUUAUAUAUAUAUAUAUAUAUAUAUAUAUAUAUAUAUAUAUAUAUAUAUAUAUAUAUAUAUAUAUAUAUAUAUAUAUAUAUAUAUAUAUAUAUAUAUAUAUAUAUAUAUAUAUAAAAUAAAAAAAAAAACACAACCCAUCGCUCAAAGCUGCGUCACAUGAACCAGAUUCAGAAAUUUUCUCCCAUGUUGCCGUUCCCAAAACUAGUCAUGAUGUCUAUCGAGGCCAUACGUUACGAUUAUUUCACUUAACAAAAGUCUUCAUUCUUGAGCUCUCUUCAUAAACUUAAAUCUUAGCUAGAGAAUAAUAUUAGCUGACCAGCGAGCUAGAUAACAUAAUAUCCGGGUGGAUUGUGGCACAUGGUGAUUGAUUGAUUGGCAAAUUAGUAUAAUAAUCAUUAGAUUAAAAAAAAAAAAUAAUUCAACGGUAGGCUAUUCGUGUACUUGGUUUUCUCAAGAAAACUGAAAAAUUAUUAAUGGACUGACCCUUGGAUAUAUGACGCACUGAAUACUCUUCUUUACCAUAUUAUGACAAUCUGUGUCUAUUUUAUAAAACGAGGGUUUUGAAUGUACAAGCCAAAUUAAAAAAAUUGACCCCGACUGUUUUCAGAGUACACGCACAUGACAAUCUACAUCAGCUAUUUCUCGAUCAGUGAAGGAAGUUAAGCCUUAUUUUGCUUGAUCCAGUGUUUAUUUUGCAGCUUUACAUUGCACUUGGCAACUUUAGAGAACUAAUGUACGUAGAAUCGCUCAUACGCUCCUCUCGGAGCGCCGUAGUCGAUGCCUAUCUACAGUCCGCUUGCUUUCUUUGUGCCUGAAAUAGCAGUAAGCUUAAAUGAUUAACCUGCUGAUGACAAGACAAUGAAACACUUUGCUUUUACUGUUUUACUGUAAUAAGAGCAUUUCAUCUGUGGUGUAAGAUUAAAUAGAAAUUAUAUACAUACUAUAUAUUUGAUAUUGUCAAAUCUGUUUGCUGAAAUAAAAGUCUUUAAUUUCC